CGUCAAGCAAUCAAUAGUCAGGGUAGUGCUACGUAGCCAGCAGACAUCAACAAACCGCCAUAAAAUGUUGCCGAUAUUAUUAUUCCUCCUCGCUUUACGUGGAUUAAAUUGUGAACCUGAAACGGUCAGGGAAAACUUCGACUACUUCAGUUACGGCCCUGAAGAUGAUCUUUUGAAGAGUUUAAAUUUACACUUGCCUAAGGAGGAAAUAGUGCUAAGACCGCAAGAAGUGAAGGACUGGCCGCAACAGUCUCUGAACGUGGGUCAGAUUACGGCUGUUUCUAUCAACUCUUUGGGACAGCCGGUCAUUUUCCAUAGAGCUGAAAGAAUAUGGGACGAAAGUACAUUCAACGAGUCAAAUGUAUAUCAGAACCUGGACAAAGGGCCGAUAGUAGAGGACACUAUCCUAGUUCUGGACCCGCAUACCGGCUCCGUACUACACAGCUGGGGCGCCAAUGCGUUUUACAUGCCACAUGGGCUUACCGUUGACCAUCACGACAACGUUUGGGUCACGGAUGUGGCUAAACAUCAAGUUUUUAAGUACACCCCGCUGAACCACAAAUACCCCACCCUGACGAUCGGCGAAGCCUUCACAGCGGGCUACCCCUACCGCCGCCGAGUCCUCCUCUGCAUGCCCACAUCAGUCGCCGUCGCCACCACAGGCGAAAUCUUCGUCGCCGACGGCUAUUGCAACAACCAGAUCCUCAAAUUCAACGCAGCAGGAAAACUCCUACUAGAAAUCCCCAUGUAUUCCGACACGCUUACCUUAAAUCUUCCACACAGUGUUACUCUGUUGGAGCACCUUGAUAUGGUCUGUGUAGCUGAUAGAGAGAAUAUGAGGAUCGUCUGCCCGAAAGCUGGAUUGAAGAGCUAUAUCAAAAUGUUGGACCCUGCUACGAUUAUUGAAGAUCCGACUUUAGGCAGAGUUUUCGCUGUCGCGUCGCAUGGAGAUACGAUUUACGCUGUGAAUGGACCGACGUCGCAGAAUAUUGCUGUGAGAGGAUUUACCGUGAACGCUAUGACUGGGAAUAUUUUGGAUACUUGGGAACCUACUGCGGGUUUCACCAACCCUCACUCUCUUGCUGUGACCAGAAACGGAUCCCAUCUCUACGUCACGGAAAUCGGACCCAACAAAAUAUGGAAAUUUGAGUUGACCGACGUAUACGACAAGUAGGAAAAUUACGUUGAACAUAGUGCUAUCGUCGGGGAAAGUGCAAUACCGCGUAACUAACAAAGUCGAUAGAGUUCUUAAUUCAAACAAUGUAACAAAGGAAUUGGACCUUACUGCAUUUGUGCGUUACGGGGUAUUGCACUAUCCCCGACGCUUUGCAACACACUUCGUUACUGACAUGUUCGUGUUGCAGCGGCCAUUUUGCGCAAAUAGCUGUAAGUGUGUUGCGGGCACUAAACGAAAUGCAUAUACCCAGAAUGUAAUGAAAAGCGCGAAUAAGAUUCGCUUAUUAACGUUAAGUGAGAUGGUAUAAGAUAUAAUCGAGUGCGUUAAGACAGAUGGGGAUCUAGGUAAUGUUUUUAAUUUGUUAAGCUAUUCCUUACAAGGAUCUAAAAGCUAAGAAACUCCAAAAAGUACAGUACCUGCAAUAAUAUGGUACACAACGAAGGCCGCAAAAACAUCUGAUACGGUCUUAUUUGUAGAGCCAUAAGAGCGUGUCACAUAUUUUUGCGGCCUUCGAAGACUAACGUAUUAUUGCAGGUGACUGUACCUACGGCUAUUUAGUUCCUAAAACUCCCAUCUAUCAGUAUUAUAUAACUGUUACUAAAUAGAAUACAACGCUUGGAACUUUAACUUCUUGUAGUGUUAUUGUGUUGGAAAUAUCCUGCGAUAUGCCUAGAUAGCCACCGUUAUUUGUAGAAGAUAUAUCGCGUUUGAACUAGGUUCGACGUUAUGCGCACAGAGUUCACAGAGUUAAGAGUAUUUUAUAAAGUCUUCGCAUAGGUUAAGCUACAUAUAAGGUUCCUUGGGAACGUUCCUUUUUCACAACUAUUAGCCUCUUUAGCUUGCCCUGUAGUCUGUACCCUUUCUAUAGCAUAUUUCUUCUAAAUCUAGGAAUCAGAAAUAAGCUUACAGCAGAAAAAUACUCAAAGAACAAAAAAACCAACGGGUUGCACUCCGGGAGUGCCGGCAGAAGUAAAAACUCAAUGGCAUUGUAACAGUUUUUCGAUCAGGUCACGUGUCCGUCUUACGUGUUACGAAUCUUACGGUCACGUGACCUGUCGCGAGUUUAACAUUUUUUCCCCCAUCACAAAAAGUGCACAGCGCCGCUAAAGAAGUUUUCACUUCAAAAAUAUGCUGAAAAUAGAAAAAAUACUCAACAAUGUAUAGAGCUAUAAACAGGUGCUAUAAAUUUGUUAUAAAAAAUAUUCUCCAGAUUAAUAUCCAUGCUUCAGUUAAAUUAAACGCAUUGUUUUUGAGCCUUGCUUUCUAAAACCAAAAUAGUUAUGAGGUAACGAGUAUGUCGUCGGAUGAAAAAACUUGGUGAAAAUUAAGGGCUGAUGCAACUGUUCGGACAAAAAAUAGGGCAAUUCGCCAGUAACUGGCCACUUUAAGUAACUAGACGGACUAAACUAGUUAGAACUGAUCAUAAUAUUUUCAGAUUAAAAACAAUAAAUGUAUCUUUCAUGUACAUUAAGUAGGUACCUACACGACAACCGGGCUAUAGAACGUCAAAUACCUAUCCAAUUUUAUAUUUGAAUCAAAAUGGUUGCAAGAAGUAAGACUUUGUAUUUGUAUAUAGUAUACACCGUGAAAUUUUAGUGGUUGUUUUCCCGCAACGAAAUGAUUCUGCUAUCGAUAUACAGUCGAUGUGUAAUCUUUUUUUUAAAUAAUGUUAAGAAAUGCCAGAUUUAUAAAUGUGUCGAACGAAACUCGAAAGUGACCUAACACCAGUGGUAGCACUGCAGUAGUACCUACCUAAUUCUUUUGAGUGAAUGAAACAAAAUAACCUAAAAAGUAGUUCCAUUUAUUUUUCCUUCACACAUUUUACGUGCAGUUAGUUUGCAGAUCCUUAAAAGUAAACAUAACAAGUUAAGAUCAAGCUUUUAAUGAUCAAAAACUUAAACAAACACUUAAACUUCCCGAUACCGCAAUAAUUGUUCGAACUGCAAUCCGCCACGUUCAACGUACGACGUACACAAUUACCUCUGCCCUGUGCAUGUGCUGGCGUUUGAAACUGCCCGUGGUUAAGCAGCCGCUGUGUUGCGGCGACAACUUUAUUGUUCGUCCGUGUGGAACUUGGGGGUUUAAAAUCCCCCGAAGACGCAGCGACUGUAAAUGGUCCGGUUCCGCGUAAAGUCGCCGGGCGGCGUGGGAGUCGUAGUUAGCCCUAGCGUACAGCUGCACCAUCGCGACGUACUCUAAAUUAGAAUAUUCGUAAUGUCGAUCCAUUUUACUACAAAUAGCAGUGAUGACAUUGACAGGAUCUGUUAUCACAUUAGUUUAAUAAGCGAAGAGGAUGUAAUUAUUCGAUUUACCAAAGUUGACACAACGUAAUGGCAAUCAUCAAACUAAUAAAAAGGUUUUAUUUCAACUGUUAAUCGUGAAGGAAGAGUCUAAGUAAAUUUUAAUUUCAGUUGUCAAACAGUAAAGCACUCUAGCCUGUUACAUAGUUUAAAAAAGUAACAUGUGCUUGUUUAUUUGUUUAUCUGUUUACAAUAUCGGGAACUGUCGUCGACUUGCAGUUUUAGUGUGUUACUAUUGUUUUUCGCUUGUUCGAGUUUAGGUUAUUUUUUUGUAUUUUUUUUUUUUGGAAAACAGUUUAUUUAUAAGUUUGUCUAUCAUAAUUCGGAAGUACUACCGAUAGCAAAUCGCCCUGCCGCGGGAAAACAACCACUAAAAUUUCACGGUGUAUACGGGUAUAUACUAUAUACCAACACACAGAGAGAUUCAUUCAUUCUUAGACACACCUCUUCUACAAUCAAUAAUUCUUUGGUAUCUAUGUGCUAAAUAGCGCAUUUUGGAUUGAAAAAAAUCAAUUAAUCUCUUAACCCAUUUACCGCCAAUGACUAUACAUAUAAUGGGCUAUAGCCCAAUAUCAACCUUCGCGCAUACCUAUCAUGUUCACGAUGACGCACACGAUAGACGUGGCGUUCGGUAUCGUCUUGGGUCGUCCCAUUCGUUUUUCGUCAAGUUCUUAAAUUAGUCCUAUUCUGCUUUCGUCACUCGUUCUACAUUGAAAGCCACCGACGAUUGUGACGAAUAUAGAAUGAGUGGCGAAAGCAGAAUAGGACUAAUUUAAGAACUUGACGAAAAACGAAUGGGACGAUCCAAGACGAUACCUGGCGUUCAAAGGGUUAAUAUUAAUAUAAUAAAACGGAUUGUCAUCGUUCAUCCCCUGGCCGCGUAGCCAACGUGCCAAUCGUUAACGCUCCGUAGCGUAUCGUAGCCAUCUCUCUUUAUCACUCUUCCGUAUUAAUGCGACAGUGACAGUUGCGAUUCGUUCGCUACGGAGCGUAAACGAUUGCACGCUGGCUCAGCACUCUGAGGGCCUACCGCGUACCACGUUUGGUGUGUUGCCUCUCUGUCGCACUUGUAAAGUCGUAUGUAAGUGUGACAGGGAGGUAACACGUCGAACGUGGUUCGCGGUAGGCCCUCUGGACUCCAUAUUUAUUGGCCUUGGCUUCGACUAGGUAUUAAGGUAGGUAUAUAGGUUGGUAUAUCAAACCCCUAGUCGAGUCAAGGUCUUAGUUAAUUGAGUUUUCCCCUAUCGAGUAUUUGCAAGUGCGUCGUAAGCACGCAAACUUGAGAGCCAAAGCGACCAAAGUCCAUUUUGAUUUACAAGCGAUUAUAAUACUAACUAAUAUAAGCUUAAAGGUUGAAAUCGCGUAAACUUGCCAUUUACCAAGUCAUAGUGAUUGAGCAACAGUUUAUGUAGGUACCUACUGUAGGCCUGCCGCGAAAAAAGGAAAUCGAAAUUUAAUUAUUUGCCUCUCCAUCGCACGAAUAUGCAAGAGCGAUAGAGAUGUAAUCGCAAUGAGUAAUGGCGUAAUCGAAAAUGAGAGUUAGUAUUAGCUCGAUACAAGACCUACGGCUACCAUCAGUUUGGCAUUGACAUAAACGCUAUCGUGAACGUAAUUUACUUUCUAUGCAUCUCGUACUGACACAUUAGUGCGAAAGAGAUAUACCUAUGUUCUUGACUAAACAAAAAGCUUUUAUUUUAUAGUUAGACUCGAAAUCAAUUCUUUCCCUCUUUUUCUUGGAUUAAAUGCAAAGUACAAUGGACCAAAUCUGGAUUUGGUAUUAUAUUGAUAUAACCACAUUUUUGACAUAUACUUAUAAAAAUCUCAAAGUUCCGUAGGUUUUAAAGAAUGUAAUAAAUUGGGAAAAUGA
Messenger RNA from Cydia fagiglandana, 5344 nucleotides. Its product is annotated as peptidyl-alpha-hydroxyglycine alpha-amidating lyase 2-like. Gene Ontology annotation, biological process: peptide metabolic process. The transcript has 5 exons. Bases 65 to 1174 code for a protein of 369 amino acids. Gene Ontology annotation, molecular function: catalytic activity; protein binding. Gene Ontology annotation, cellular component: membrane; extracellular region. The record is from RefSeq and is a predicted model, not a curated record. NCBI's taxonomy places the organism in Eukaryota, Metazoa, Arthropoda, Insecta, Lepidoptera, Tortricidae.